UGAACACGCUGGGUGCAGUAGGCUAGAUGUGUAGGCUAAGUGUUAUCAUGAACCUGCGCGCUGCUCCAGUCUUCUUCUUAUAGGUCUUUGUUGAGCUAGUGUCUACACUCUGCAGCAUCACAACAGGCGCGCUGCGCGCAUAGCCUAUUUCCCCCCAAGAAACUGUAUCACUGCCGCCUCAACAUGGGAAACAUAUCCAGUGAAUAGGGGAUUAACAUAAACAAUAUUGCAAAAGGACUCCUUACCGUUUUUUGGUAUGAAAACCAUUUUUUAUUCUUCAAACAUGACAAACGACUCGGCUCAACUGACAGACUGCGAUGUGGGACACAAUGCCAAAAUCAGCCUUGCGGCACUCUAUUCUCUCAUUUGCCUGUUUGGGACUAUUUUAAACCUUUUAGUUGUCUACCUUGUCGUGACAUUUAAAAAACUUCGGACGGCUAGCAAUGCGUUCAUUGUGAAUGGCUGUAUAGCCGACCUGUUGGUGUGCGCGUUUUGGAUGCCGCACGAGGCAGUGGAGAUUUCUUCUGGUAGUCCUUUCCCGGCUGAGUACCAAGCCUUCAAAGAUGCGCUCCUAUUCCUCGGUAUUACUGUCUCUCUUCUCUCCCAUUCCCUAAUAGCCGUCAACCGAUACGUGUUGAUUACCAAAUCACCAGCGACCUAUCUGUUAAUCUACCAAAAAAUACACACAGAAUGGAUGAUAAUUGCGUCGUGGCUUUCGGCGCUGGGAUUUCUUCUACCCUGGAUCACGUCUUCGCGGUACCCACAGGAAGGAUGCUCAUAUCUCCCGGCUUCCGCAGCAUCACUGCUCAAAGGAGGGAAACCCAUUCUCUCUGACCCUUUUGAAGCUAGUACCCUCGUGUUGAAUAUUAUUGGUCAGACAAUGGUUGUUUUGUAUUGCUAUUUCAAAAUAUUUCGAAGGGUGCAGAUCAGUGUGAAGAGGGUCAGCAUAUUACAUUUUCCUAUCGUGAAUAAUCUUCCCUAUUCGCUCCCCAGAAAGGACAAACGUUUGGGGUUCUACGUGUUGGCAGUGUGUUUCAUAUUCAUCCUCACUACAGAGCCCCUUUUCUGGGUGUUAUUAACAGCACUUUUUACCACGGUGCCAUUGGAAUUUAGGACUUGUUCAUGGAUGAUUUUCUGCACUAUCUUUGUUACAAACCCAUUUCUCUACACGUGGAAGAACGAGGAGUUUAGAAAAUCUUUCAGAUCCAUGCUCAAGGGAGAACUUUGGAGAGGGUCUGCAGUUGGGGUUGAGCCCAUUACAAUUAAUACAAUAUCUCACCUUCUCCCAAGACAUAAUAGUCGAAGGGCAUUUUUGGCCGAGAUGAAUUGAACAUAAUCUGAACUGCUAUGACAUUGGUUAUUGUAAGGAUACAGCUGUUACAGUGUUUUUUAGAAAGCCUACCUGACAACUCAAUCGAAAAUUACACUAUAAUGUUGCCCUCAAUUGGAAAAUAUUAGUGAUUUUUAGUCAUUUAGCAGACGCUCUUAUCCAGAGCGACUUACAGGAGCAAUUAGG
Coregonus clupeaformis (lake whitefish) is the source of this 1516-nucleotide messenger RNA. Its product is annotated as probable G-protein coupled receptor 88. Gene Ontology annotation, molecular function: G protein-coupled receptor activity. The record is from RefSeq and is a predicted model, not a curated record. Gene Ontology annotation, cellular component: membrane. The coding region runs from base 257 to 1330 and encodes 357 amino acids. Gene Ontology annotation, biological process: G protein-coupled receptor signaling pathway. Lineage: Eukaryota; Metazoa; Chordata; Actinopteri; Salmoniformes; Salmonidae. The transcript has a single exon.